AUGGCGCCCCCUAGCGAAAUGCUUGGGCCAAAUCAGACACGACGCGUCCUUAAAGAAGUGCACGAAGGCCACUGUGAAUCUCACUCCGACAAUCGAGCUUUGGUCAGGUGCCUCAUACGAGCAGGAUACUACUGGCCCACCAUGAAGAAGGAGGCUACAGAUUUCGUGAAAACAUCAGGAGCAUUCGCCCAAAUACGAGAACAAGAAGUAAUAGCCUUCAUAUGGAAAAACAUCAUAUGCCGUUUCGGUCUCCCCAAAGAAAUUAGCUGCGACAUCGGACCUCAAUUUGCAGGAAAGAAAGUCGCCGACUCUUUUGAAAAAUGGCACAUUAAAAGAAUACUGUCAACGCCUUACCACCCCGUGGGUAACGGGCAAGCGGAGUCCUCCAACAAGUCAAUACUGAACAUCAUGAAGAAGAAGCUCGAAGAUGCCAAGGGAAUGUGGUCUAAGAUAUUACCAGAAGUACUCUAG
This is a messenger RNA of Nicotiana tabacum (common tobacco), 471 nucleotides long. Lineage: Eukaryota; Viridiplantae; Streptophyta; Magnoliopsida; Solanales; Solanaceae. The record is from RefSeq and is a predicted model, not a curated record.